Messenger RNA from Phalacrocorax carbo (great cormorant), 411 nucleotides. NCBI's taxonomy places the organism in Eukaryota, Metazoa, Chordata, Aves, Suliformes, Phalacrocoracidae. The record is from RefSeq and is a predicted model, not a curated record.
AUGAUACGCAACAAAGGAUCAAAUAACAGUCCCUAUCAGGGUGGAGGAUUUUUCUUGAUGGUUCACUUCCCAGCAGGUUACCCCUUCAAACCACCGGCUGCAUUUACAACAAGAGUCUGCCACCCAAAUAUUAACAGUAAUGGCAGCAUUUCUCUUGAUAUUCUGUGGUCACAGUUGUCUCCAGCACCGACUAUUUCAAAAGUACUUUUGUCCAUCUGUUCUCUGUUAUGUGAUCCCAAUCUAGAUGAUCCUUUAGUGCCUGAGAUUGCAAGGAUCUACAAAAAAGAGAAGUACAGCAGAAUAGCUUUGGAGUGGACUCAGAAGUAUACAACUUUAAUUAAAGAAAUUAUUGGAUAAGCUCUACAAAUAAAGAUAGGGGAAUUAUGAAAGAGGUAGUGCUUUUGACUUCCA